Messenger RNA from Manacus vitellinus (golden-collared manakin), 459 nucleotides. RefSeq names its product 6-pyruvoyltetrahydropterin synthase (gene PTS). The transcript has 6 exons. Lineage: Eukaryota; Metazoa; Chordata; Aves; Passeriformes; Pipridae. Gene Ontology annotation, biological process: tetrahydrobiopterin biosynthetic process. The record is from RefSeq and is a predicted model, not a curated record. Gene Ontology annotation, molecular function: 6-pyruvoyltetrahydropterin synthase activity. The coding region runs from base 1 to 459 and encodes 152 amino acids. Gene Ontology annotation, cellular component: mitochondrion.
AUGGGGGCACAGAGGCUUGAGCUGCACCGGGGGAGCCAUGAGCACCUGGAAUGGACCCUGACAUGCCAUGUCUGCCUCUCUCACAGUAAAUCACUGAGUGAUGAAGAAAACCUGAAGCUGUUUGGGAAAUGCAACAACCCAAAUGGCCAUGGACACAACUACAAAGUUACAGUCACGGUGCGUGGACAGAUUGACCCAGUCUCAGGAAUGGUUAUGAACCUGACAGACCUCAAGGAAUACAUGCAGGAGGCGAUCAUGGAGCCGCUGGACCACAAAAACCUGGACAAGGACGUGCCGUACUUCGCCGAGGUGGUGAGCACCACGGAGAACGUCGCCGUGUUCAUCUGGGAGGGCCUGCAGAGGCUCCUGCCCCCGGGGAUCCUUCACAAGGUGAAGGUGCACGAGACGGAGCAGAACGUUGUUGUUUAUAAAGGAGAAGAAAUAACUGCUGGGAAGUGA